This is a messenger RNA of Trypanosoma theileri, 285 nucleotides long. RefSeq names its product lipase. The record is from RefSeq and is a predicted model, not a curated record. The annotation marks the transcript as partial. The transcript has a single exon. NCBI's taxonomy places the organism in Eukaryota, Euglenozoa, Kinetoplastea, Trypanosomatida, Trypanosomatidae.
AUGUUCUCUGUCUCCCACUGUCGCUUGGCCCCAUCAGCAUUCUUGUUCCUUUUACUUCUGCUUUGCAGUUGUGGGGUUCACGCCACGUACUCCGAGGAGCCGGCGAUGUCUGCGCUGUACUUCUCAAAGGCCUCGUACUGCGAUGUUCCAUCUAUUGGCAACUGGACCUGUGAAUCGUGUCAUAAGCAUCCCUCGUUCCAAGUGAAGAAGGUGUUUACGAACCACUCGUACGGUACCUUGGCGUACAUGGGUGUCAGCGAAGACCGCAUUGUGAUAAGUUUCCGU